AUGAAUUUGGAAGAGUACUUCAAAAGGAUUGGUUUCCAUGGCUCCUAUGAUAAACUGGAUCUUGCAACACUGAAGCUGAUCCACAGGCAGCACAUUAUGUCCAUUCCAUUUGAGAACCUAAGCAUCCACUGUGGAGAGAAAAUAAUCAUGGACCUUGAGGUUAUCUUCAAUAAGGUUGUGAGGGGUACCCGUGGAGGUUGGUGCUUUGAGAACAACUACCUAUUUAGCUGGGUGCUGAGACAAAUAGGCUAUGACACUACAACCUUGGGCUCCAGAGUUUUUAACACGAGUAUUAAUGAGUUUGAAUCCCAGGAAGUACAUCUCAUUAACAAGGUCAUCAUUGAUGGGAAUGCUUAUAUAGCAGAUGUAAGUUUUGGAUUAUCUGGCCAAAUACGGGAGCCCCUCGAGCUCAUCUCUGGAAAGGACCAGCCUCAGGAAGGAGGCGUCUUUCGCUUCAUAUGCAAGGACAAUUUGUGGAUGCUGGAGAAGACUGGCAGAAGGACGGAGGUUCCUAAUCCAGAUUUUGCCAAAUCAAGUCUGGUAAACCGGAAGGAGACGCGGCUGAUCCACUGCUUCAGCUUGGAGCCUCGUGAGCCAGAUCAUUUCUUUCAAGUCAACAAUGACCUCCAGACAGACCCCACCUCACUGUUCACCAACAAGUCCAUCUGCUCUUUGCAGACGCCCACAGGAUUCACAGCACUGGUUGGCUUGAUCUACAGUGAGGUCAUAUUUAAGCCAGAGGAAGGUGUUGAUCUCUAUAACAUGAAAAACAUAACGGAAGAUGAACUAGAGGCUGUGCUGAUGGAAAAGUUCAACGUGAAGCUGCAGAAUAAAAUGCAGGCUGUAAACAGAAGAGUAUUCCUUGAAUUUUAG
Messenger RNA from Pelmatolapia mariae (spotted tilapia), 873 nucleotides. RefSeq names its product arylamine N-acetyltransferase, pineal gland isozyme NAT-10-like. Gene Ontology annotation, molecular function: arylamine N-acetyltransferase activity. The record is from RefSeq and is a predicted model, not a curated record. The transcript has a single exon. Bases 1 to 873 code for a protein of 290 amino acids. Lineage: Eukaryota; Metazoa; Chordata; Actinopteri; Cichliformes; Cichlidae.